Molecule: messenger RNA, 1208 nt
Organism: Nicotiana attenuata
Lineage: Eukaryota; Viridiplantae; Streptophyta; Magnoliopsida; Solanales; Solanaceae
Product: putative ripening-related protein 2
Exons: 1
Coding region: 237-725 (162 amino acids)
Source: RefSeq, a predicted model, not a curated record
ACAUAUUUUAUUUGUACCUAUCAAGCCAAAAUUUCCUAGUUGCAAACAUUGUUAUUUUUCUUGUACCGUUACUUUCUUAGUAUUAUUGUGUUCCAUUACAUGACCACCACUAUAAUAAAAAUCAUGUUGCUAGGACUUGGGCCGGCAAAUUGUUCUAUAAAUAGCAAAGCUACUAUAUCAGCUCUUAACCACAAAGAAAAAACACUUAAGUUAAACAAUAUUUUCAAACAUUUAGGAUGAAACUAAGUGCAACAAUGAACACGGGAACUUACUUUACCCUACUUCAUUUUAUUGCUUUCUUGAUCCUUAUUUUCAUGGCUUGUAGUAACACAUUAAUUGUUGAAGCUCAAAGGCACAGGGCACCAGAUGUAAAAGAAGGGAAAUUUUCACCAGCAAUUUCUGGUCACAAAAAGGCUAUUUUAACGAUCAAUGACUUUCGAAAACGUGGCGGAGGAGGGGGUCCAUCAGAAUGCAGUGGAAAAUAUUACGAUAAUUCUAUUCCAAUUGUGGCUUUAUCAACUGGAUGGUACAGUAAAGGGAAAAGAUGUUUUGAAAAAAUUACAAUUUAUGCAAAUGGAAAGAGUACAAAAGCUAUGGUUGUGGAUGAAUGUGACACAGGUAAAGGGUGUAGAAAUAACAUCGUUGAUGCUUCUGAAGCUGUGUGGAAAGCUUUAGGUGUGCCUAAGAAAGAUUGGGGUUGGCUUGAAAUCUUCUGGUCUGAUUAAUUAAUUUGAUUUCAAUGGUUUUCUUGGUAUGGUUUUCAUUUCAAUAAGUAUCUGAAAUAAACUGAUAGCAAGGCUCAUAUAGUUGCCUUAAUCUGCUAUCACAAUAAUAAGGACGGUUAACCCCUCGUUAUCUUUUAUGACUUAAUAUGUAAAUGUUAUGUCGGUCAGUGUAAAGAAGUUAAACUCGAAUAAUAGUACUUGUUUCUUCUGUUGCUUCUCUGUUAAAAGAUUAUGGAUUUGUAUGCAGCUGUUUGAACUAAAUUUUACAUUAGUAACUAUCUGUUCUUACUGGUUUCUUUGAUCUAAUAAUACCCAGAGGCCAAAUAUUCUUACUUCCUCACAACACUGGAUGGAUAAAGGUUAGUUAAAUUUGGAAUGUCUAUAGUAAAGACUAUAAUACUUGCCACUGGAAAUAUAUUGAAUAUUGAAAUUGUACAAGCAGCUGAACAAAGUAGUGGCAAAACAAGAAGCAAAUUACAUCAA